Molecule: messenger RNA, 1725 nt
Organism: Didymodactylos carnosus
Lineage: Eukaryota; Metazoa; Rotifera; Eurotatoria; Philodinida; Philodinidae
Source: the annotation of a GenBank genome assembly
AUGUCUAACUGCAAAACGAUGAAUUUAUCAGAUGAAGAACUAUUAUUCUUUGGCUCAGAUCAAUGCUAUUUUUCUUAUCAUCCCGGUGUAGCACAAUCAUGUCAGAUUCAUUCAUUAAACGAAGUAUCACCUUCAGACCUUGACUACGCUCGCGAUGAACUUGUUUCACACGCAGCAGCAUCAACCUCUCUUUAUGCUCUCUGUGAUGAUGCUGAAGAUAAAUCUGAUUGGCAACUAUUAGCAAUCCCUAAUAUGCCUGUAACAUUUAUUCAAAUACAGAGAAAUAUCCCAUUUGAGCAGCGAAAUUACGAUACAACAUAUUUACCAGUUGUGUUGCGCAAACCAUUAAUUAAGAUAAGUCAAACAAGCACUUUAACUGGUGUGAUUUCUGGCGUAAGAUCAGCAUUGAUUAAAAGCACGACGAAUACUAAUAAUAAUCCUGUCUGGUAUCGUUUAAAAGGUUGUGGUAAUAAGACAGAUGGUUUCUUAAUUCAAACAUUGUCAGCAGAUAAUACAAAAAAAUCAACAAUACGUGGAUGUGCAUUUCUCCACACGACAUAUCGUGAACUAUACAUGACAAAUUAUAUUGGUCAAUUACUAUUGAAAUAUUCAAUUCAGUGUGCAAAUAGCUCGAUUGGAUGGUUUGAAUACGAACAAGAUCCGACUGAUAAAACUCCGUUUAUCAAUAGUCCUGUACAGACCGAAAUUUCAAUACUACCAACAUUACAGGACAGUAACCUGCGAUUGUGGUCAGCUAUUCGACGUACUUGUAUUCUCAUGAAAACAUUGGGAAAUAAACGAUUGUCUGAUAAUGUUCUUAAUGGAUUAGAACAUUUAUUUCGAUAUAUUAUUAUACCUAAAACCGACCAACAUCCUGUUGUUAUGGCCAAUUUUGACUUAUUAUCAUUGUUUCCUGCGCAACGAUUAACCCAAUCUGAACACGAUAAUACUCAACAAGUGCCCUUACCAACUUGGUUCACUACAUUAGACACCAGCUUAGUUCCAUUAGCCGAUUCUCUCACUAACUCGCAAUGGCUACAUCAUUCUUCUAGAAUAUCAUGUGAACUACCGGAAAAUAUUGAUCAACGAUGGUCAGCGUUAUGGCAAACAAAUGUAAACAUUGUAAAUAAUAGUACAACAUCCUUGUCUAAACUGCUGUCUUUACUAUAUAGUCGAUUUGGUAUCGAAUGUGGUUAUAUUUUAGGUAUAAUGCAUUUAAAUCGUAUUAGCUGGGGCACUUACAGUGAUGCAUUAGGCAUUCAUUGCAAUGCACAUACAAAUAAUGUUGUAAUUAAACCUGAAACAAUGAUGACUGAUUCAGCACAAUUUCUAUUAGCUCCAUUAGAUUUUGAUAUGAGUUAUACGGAAGCAAGUUACUGGCCUCAAUCUUUACCGCAGAAAGAGCAACAACAACAGUCGUUUGAUGAACAACUCAAUCUUGAAUUAUCUGGCUUCAGAAUGAGUUUAGCUGGAGAUUUUCAAUCAAAUAGUGGAGUAACUAAAACAGUAGAUAUGUCUGAUAAUCAAUGGGAAAGCGUGCGAUGGUUAUUACGUGACACAAUAUUAAGUCAGUUUGAUGUUGCUUAUAAAACAGUCAAAGAACAAUUACAUACAAACUUAUCAGUGCAGAAAACAUGUUUGCCACCACUAAGUGAUAAUCAAUUUCAUGUAAUGUAUGCAUUAAUUCGUUUGGCAUUGAUUUUGACUCUGAAUGAGACAAGUUAG